This is a messenger RNA of Colletotrichum chrysophilum, 2334 nucleotides long. RefSeq lists its product as uncharacterized. Gene Ontology annotation, cellular component: cytoplasm. Gene Ontology annotation, biological process: phosphatidylethanolamine biosynthetic process; phosphatidylcholine biosynthetic process. Bases 1 to 2334 code for a protein of 777 amino acids. Gene Ontology annotation, molecular function: ethanolamine kinase activity; choline kinase activity. The transcript is spliced from 3 exons. The record is from RefSeq and is a predicted model, not a curated record. NCBI's taxonomy places the organism in Eukaryota, Fungi, Ascomycota, Sordariomycetes, Glomerellales, Glomerellaceae.
AUGUCCUCCUCCUCUUCUUCGCUGCAUCUCAACGGCUUGCCUCUGCGCUCAGCCUUGAAAACAGACGACGAAACGGACAAGUCCUCCUCAGUCGCAAGUCCCGGCAAAGUCGUCCAAAUCGCUGAGCCAGAGGCUGAGACUGUAGCUGCUCCCAGUGCUGAGCACCAGGCUCAUCACAAGAGACAAUACGCCGCCAACAUGGCCAAGAGACUGACUGGCCGUCUGCCCUCUUUUUCCGAGUCCUCAUCCCGCUCGUCCCCGGUCCUGGAGCCUGUUCAAUCUCCCGAGGAAAUCGCCGCCUCCCAGCAGCAUCAGCACCAGCACCGCCAUGGCCAAAGACAUUUGUACCAGAGCCAGAAGCUACUGGCUCAACUGAGCGACUGGCUUGAGCACGAAAAGAAAAAGAAGGCUACUCGCAAGAGCAAGACUUCUCCUCGCCGCCGCUCUCCCCAGUCAAAGACCAAAACUGAAGCUCAAGCUGAGCCUGCGCCCCAGGCAGCCCCGCGCUCCCGAUCUGACUCUAUCGACUCUGACUCCAGCGACGUGUCAUUCGACAGACUGCAAAAGAUCAUUGACGAAAGUAUGGCGUCCUUGGGCAUUAGCUCUGUUCCCCAGUCGGGCCCCAGACUUGGUAGACGCACCUCCGGCCGCCUCAAGAAGUCCAUCUCGCGCAGCAUGCUUCAUAGGACGGCAAGCUCCGAUACUGACUACAUCGACGGUGACGUUGUUGUUCCCACCUGCGAUGCCGUCCUGGACAACUCAAAGACUCUCAGCUACAAUGCGGGCAAGAGCACCGACGACCUGUCCCUCGGCGGCAAGGUGGACGACAAGGAGAAGGCCUGGGCGAUCUUCAAGAAUGAAAUCGUUCGCCUCGCACACACGCUCAGGAUCAAGGGCUGGAGAAGAGUUCCGCUGGACUGCGGCAACCGCCUUUCCGUUCAGCGCUUGAGUGGAGCGCUCACCAACGCCGUAUACGUGGUUUCGCCUCCCACGGAUCUGGAUGACGCUGCCUCUGGCAGAAAGCCUCCCCCGAAGCUCCUCCUCCGAAUCUACGGCCUUGAGCACUUGAUCGAUCGUGAAAAUGAGCUCAGCGUGCUCCGUCGAUUGGCACGUAAGAAGAUUGGCCCAAGACUCCUCGGAUGCUUCACAAACGGCCGUUUCGAGCAAUACUUCAACUCGAUCACUCUCACACCUAAGGAUCUGCGAGAGCCAGACACGUCAAGGCAGAUUGCCAAGCGUAUGAGAGAACUUCACGAUGGCAUCGACGUCUUGGAGAAGGAGAAAAAUGAAGGUGCUGCAGUGUUCAAGAACUGGGAUACUUGGCUCGGUAACGUCGAGAAGAAGAUCCUCGCUCUCGACGAAGACGUCCGCCGCGGAUCCAGCGUCUUCUCGGGCCAGGGCUACGUCUGCGGCGUGGAAUGGGCACAGUUCAAGGCUCUGUACGAGAGGUACCGCGAGCUGGUCGUCAAGGCCUACAAAGGUUCCCAAGGAAUCCGUGAGCGUCUCGUCUUUGCCCACAACGACACACAAUAUGGCAAUAUUCUCCGUAUGCGUCCGGACGAUGAAAAGUCCCCUCUCCUCCAACCAGCAAACGAACACAAGCAGCUUAUCGUCAUCGACUUCGAAUACGCCGCAGCCAAUGUCCCAGGCCUCGAGUUUGCCAACCACUUCACAGAAUGGGCCUACGACUACCACUACGAAGCCGCACCCUAUCUUUGCAACACGGCCCGCUACCCGACAAUCCAGGAGCAGCGCCGCUUCCUCAAAGCGUACGUCGAGCACCGGCCGCAGUACCCCCACGGCGGCGCCUCCACCCCUCGUCUCGCACCCGCCGAUGGCGCUCCUGUAGGCAGCACCACGCCGGCUCUCCUCCCUACCACCUCGUCCAGCUCCAUUGUCGAGUUCAUGCUCGACGCCCGCGUGCCCCCGGGACACUGGAAGGAAGAAGAGCGCCGCGCAGAUGAGGCCAUCGAAGAGGAGGUUAAGGAGCUCUAUGAGGAGACCCGCCUCUGGCGCGGUAUCAAUAGCGCGCAGUGGGUCGCCUGGGGUAUCAUUCAGGCCAAGGUCCCCGGGUUCGAGUCGCCCGAGGAGAAGGAGCAGCAGGAGAAGCAGGCGCAGAACGAGGCGGCGGCCGCUGCGGGCGACGAGGCCGCCAAGGCGGAGUGUCAGGCCGCUGCGGAGGCGGAGGCUGAGGCUGGAGACGAAUACGACUACCUCAGCUACGCCCAGGAGCGGGCCUUCUUCUUCCUAGGCGACUGUGUCCUGAUGGGUAUCAUCAAAAAGGAGGAGUUCCCGGAGGAUGUGCAGGCCCGCCUCAAGGUUGUUGACUUUUAA